AUGCAUGCACACGAUGACACGGUGUCAUGCAUUCAGGUCAGCCAAUGGGGCGCUCACACGUGUCUGGUCACUACAUCAUGGGACGGCAGUGUGAAGCAGUGGAGCAUGGCGCACUCGCCCUUCCUCUCCGCCUCACCUUCCUCCUCCUCCUCCUCCUCCUCCUCCUCCUCCUCCUCCUCCUCCUCCUCCUCCUCCUCCUCCUCCUCCUCCUCCUCCUCCUCGUCCUCCUCCUCCUCCUCCUCCUCCUCCUCGCCCCACUCCUAUGCUGGCUCAGACACUUCAGCACCCCCCUCGGCAUCUGUCCCCUGGAGCUGCCGCCUCUCCCCUCUCACCACCACGAUCGCCAUCAUUAUUCCCUCUCCCACUUUCACUCCCACAAUGCUCCUUGCCCCUCCUUCAGGCGCCGUGUUGCUGUGGGACAUGCGAGCGCCCCCCUCGGCAUCUGUUCCCUGGAGGUGCCGCCUCUCCCCACUCACCACCGCCGCUUCCACGUCGCCACUAGCAGUGACAGGGCUGGUGUUCUCAUAUGGGGGUCUGCACGUCACUGCUGCUGACUCCACAGGGGGGCUCAGAGUGCUGGAGGUGAGGCUUUAG
Closterium sp. Yama58-4 is the source of this 594-nucleotide messenger RNA. The record is from the annotation of a GenBank genome assembly. NCBI's taxonomy places the organism in Eukaryota, Viridiplantae, Streptophyta, Zygnematophyceae, Desmidiales, Closteriaceae.